Molecule: messenger RNA, 2373 nt
Organism: Eimeria acervulina
Lineage: Eukaryota; Apicomplexa; Conoidasida; Eucoccidiorida; Eimeriidae
Exons: 3
Coding region: 1-2373 (790 amino acids)
Cellular component (GO): nucleus
Source: RefSeq, a predicted model, not a curated record
AUGCGGCUUGCUGCCCUUAGCAGCAGCGGCAGCCGCAGGAACGACAGCAGCAGCAACAGCAGCAGCAGCACAAAGAGCAGCAGCAGCUCGAAGAGCAGCAGCAGCAGCAUAUGCUCACCUGAUCCAGGAGAAGCAGCAGAAUAUGAUGACACAGAUGAGGAGCUCAACUUCCUUUUUUACGAUGGUUUGAUAAACAAGGACAUCUUUCGUGGAUCUGCUUACCGCGCUUCUUCUGCUGCAUUUUUUGCUUUGUUUGAUUACUUUUGGAGGCCUUAUAGACGCCUUUAUGAGAAGCAGAGUAAAGAAGCAAUUAACUCAAGAAACAAAGACGAAGAAGCAGCUUCAUAUAUACUAACCGGCAGGGAAGACAUAUGUUUAUUUAAAGUGCAGCAGCAACAACACACAAUAACAGAUCAAACAAAUACGCGAAAAGAUAAUCUUCUGCUGCACUUCCCAAUCCCUAUAGCCAGAGAGACAUUUGCUUGCACUCCACCACCAGCAGCAGCAGCAGCAGAAGAAGCAGCAGCAGGAGGAACAGCCGAAGCAGCAGCAGCAGCAGCAGAAACUUCUGCUGCUGCUGCUGCUGCUGCUGCUCCUUUUGCUGCUGAACCCGCACAGGAGGGCCAAAUAUACCGUUCAGCAGGACCCGUGCAGCAGCAGCAGCAGCAACAACAGCAGCAGCAGCAGCAGGGGGAGCAUCUGCAUGAGCAUCAGCAGCAGCAGCAGCAGCAACAGCAGCAGCAGCAGCAGCAGGGGGAGCAUCUGCAUGAGCAUCAGCAGCAGCAGCAGCAGCAGCAGCAGCCGGAGUCAGGUGGCGGCCAGACUUCUUCUUUUUGUUCUUUGAACUCUGUCUCUCCUUUAAUAACAUCUUUAGUAAUAGAGCACUGCAGCAGAAGCAAGAAGAGACAGUAUUCAACUACAAUAAUCUCAGGUCUGUGGCUGCUGCCUCCACCGUCUUUGGGGCCGCACAAGACAGCUGAGGUGUACAUGCAGCAGCUUAAACUCGCGCUGCAGCUGUUUACAGACCAAGGCCUAAUUAUCUUUUCUGAUAGCUUCUUCCUACCACGCGUCAAGCAAGCUGUUAAUGAAGCAGCAGCAGCAGCAGCAACUGCAGCAGGAAAUGCAGCAGCAGCAGCAGCAGCUGCUGCUGCUGCACCAGGAGCAGCAGGAGAAACUGUAGCAACAACAGCAGCAGAAGCACCAGGAGCAGCAGGAGAAACUGAAGCAACAGCAGCAGCAGCAGCAGCAACAGCAGCAGGAGGAAUUGAAGCAACAGCAACAGCAGCAGCAGCAGCAGCAGCAGCAGCAGCAGGAACAGCAGCAUUUUCGGAUUUUUUGGAUCGUGUAUGUGUGGUUCCUGUGGAGUUAUCUGAUUUACCUUUUAGCAGCCUAUCUGCUGCAGCACGUGCUGCAGCAUCAGCAGCAAUUAGAGACCCUCGUGUUGCUGUUGACUGGUGGAACCAUCCCUUCUUUAAUGAGAGUUAUUAUGUGCUGCAGGCAUCGAAGCUAAGCCUUCUUGCUGCAGCAGCAGCAGCAGAUAUAUUUGCUUCAAGUUUCUUCCUAUGGAGCGAUCCCCCUAGAUCUGCUGCUUAUGCUGCAUUCCAGCAGCAACAGCAGCAGCAACAGCAGCAGCAGCAGCAGCAGCAGCAGCAGCAGCAGCAGCAGCAGCAUGAGAAAAUAGGUCUUGCAGCAGCUUUAGACGGUACUUUCUUGUCAAAUGAAGUAAAGAGAGAUGCUAUUCUGCUGCAGCAAACACCACAAAGAAUUAAUAAAGGCAGCUGGUCUACAAACUGCGGCAGCAGCGUCUUUCACAUGCAUGCAAAUUACAGUCCGGCUGUCGCUGGAGGGUUUAUAGCGGGAACUAAACAAGCAAUCGCUAGGGUGUAUCCGCUGUGGAGCUCUUUCGUGCGAAGUUUGCUGACUUUGUCAGUUAUAAACGAUGAACAGCAUUUAUAUUCUCUUGCUGCUUGUUGGUUCCCUUCUUUCUUUCAUAUCGCCCCUUAUCAUCAAAGCUGCGACUCGCAGUUCUUAUGUAUACCGAGAAUACUUGCUGCUGCUGCUGCUGCUGCUGCUGAUGCUGCUGCUGAUGCUGCUGCUUAUCAUGGUGAUGAUGGUGGUUAUCGUUCUCCUGCUGCUGCUCCUCGUCCUGAUGCUGCUGCACCUGCAGAGCAGCAGAACCAGCAACAGAAGGAGAAUGAGCAGAAGCAGCAAGAGGAGCAGCAGCAGCAGCAGCAGCAGCAACAGCAGCAGCAGCAGCAGCGGCAGCAGUACUUUACAGGGGAGUUUGAUGCUGCAGGGUUUAUUAGUGGGUCUCAGGGCCCCGUUGUCUUUAAUUCAUUUAUACCCGAGGCAAUCUAUGCUCCAGCUAACUAG